This is a messenger RNA of Nothobranchius furzeri (turquoise killifish), 2733 nucleotides long. It is a transcript of the gene tbc1d24, whose product is annotated as TBC1 domain family, member 24. Gene Ontology annotation, biological process: response to oxidative stress. Gene Ontology annotation, cellular component: nucleus. NCBI's taxonomy places the organism in Eukaryota, Metazoa, Chordata, Actinopteri, Cyprinodontiformes, Nothobranchiidae. The record is from RefSeq and is a predicted model, not a curated record.
CUUCUCUGUUGCUCCAGCAGCUGAGGUCGGAGGAACUGCGCAUGCUUAAAGCAGCAAAACGGUGAAUCCAGCUUCACGUCUCCAGACGUCCAGCAGGCAGCAUGCAGUAACCAUCAUGGGCAGUUAGUAUAAAGAAGUGUGCUAUCUGCAGUGUGGAGGACAGAAGGUUAGAAAUACCUCAGUGACCACUCCCCCUCCUCUUACUGGGAUUGUUUUCUACCACCAUGGCUGAGGAAGACUAUGGCACCUUUGUGGACUGGGCUCAGAUGGGAGAUCUGGCCAAGAGCAUCGGACCCACCAAACUAGACUGCAAAGAGCUGAAAGAGUUCAAGCAGAUGGCUCGUCAAGGUUACUGGGCCAAGAAUCACCAACUACGAGCACAAGUCUACCAGCAGCUCAUCAAAGCCAUACCUUGUCGUACGGUCACUCCAGACGCAGAAGUUUAUCGUGACAUCAUGGGAGACACAGCCAUGAAAAAGCCUUCCUCUCACACCCCGCUGCCAGAGUUUGUGGAUGGAAACCUUGUGCCACGGUACUGCCUGAAGGCCGAGGCCAUGGCCUCAGUCCAUCGCAUCAUUGGCUGCAUCGCGGGACAGUUUCCAGACAUCUCCCACUGCCCUUCUCUCCCGGCCAUUACUUCUUUGCUCCUUCACUUCAGCAAAGAUGAGGCUCAGUGUUUUGAGCACGUCAGCCGAAUCCUGGCCUGCAACGAGCCAGGUAAACGCCUGCUGGACCAAACUUUCUUGGCCUAUGAGUCCAGCUGCAUGACUUUCGGCGACCUGGCCAAUAAGUACUGUACAGCUGCUCACAAACUCAUUAUCACCACGGCCCAGGAUGUGCUUGAGGUGUACGCCGACUGGCAGCGCUGGGUGCUUGGUGACCUCCCCUUUAGCCAUUUGGUCCGGGUCUUUGAUGUCUAUCUAGUAGAGGGCUAUAAGGUUCUCUACCGCGUGGCCAUAGCUUUGCUCAAGUUCUAUCGUAAGCAUAGAACAGGGAACCAAGCAGGGCAGGGGGGCCGGCAACAGCAGGAUUCAAGUAAAAUUAGGUCAGAUAUUCAGGCCUUUAUCAAGGGCAUCGCCUCCACCGUCACACCUGAAAAGCUGCUGGAGAAGUCUUUCUCCAUCCGUCUGAUUAACCGUAAGGAAAUCACUCUGCUGCAGCUCACAAAUGAGAAGUCCCUGCAGCAGAAAGGAAUCACUGUCAAACAGAAGCGGAGGAAUGUGCAGCUGGCUUUAAAUCCUGAAACUUUUUCCUCCGAGAUUGUCAGUCCAAAGGAGAUGCACGACAUCUGGUCAUGGAUCCCAGAGCGCUUUGCCCUGUGCCAGCCACAGCUGCUCUUCACUACCUCCGUCCACGGCUGCAGCCUCAACAGAUUCUACUCCCAUUGUGAGGGCUACGAACCCACGCUGCUCCUCAUCAGGACCACAGGUGGAGAUGUAUGUGGAGCCUUCCUGUCAUCGGACUGGGAGGAGAGGAAGAGAGGGGGGAACAAACUGAGCUUCUUUGGCACGGGAGAGUGUUUUGUCUUCAGGGGAGGAGACUUAAAGGAAGACCCCGGAUGCGCUGGAGGGACUGUUUCUCGGCUGGCCAGGGAACGCCUCGGCUUUUCCCUGGAGGAGCUGGGCCAAGUAGCUGGGGAGAAGGAAGUCUGGACAUCUCUGCUUAGGCUGCUGCCCCCACGACCCAACCCCAGAUAAGUGGAAGAGGAUGGAUGGUUAAAAAAAAUGAAUAAUCAUGAUCCUAAUAUGUAAACUUGACUCACAUGAUUGUGGAGAAAUAUUCCCUUUGGUGAUAUUUUCAGCAGAUUCUGAUCACAUCAAUGGAUGAAUAGAUGGAAAGUUUCACUAAUGAACUCCUUUAACUAAAAUAAUUCAUUCUGUCCAUUAUCACCUGAAAAAAACGCUAAAUGGAUGGUUGCAUGUGAUAACUGGUACAAUAUCUUCUCCACCACUGGAGGGAUUAUUAUGAAACCAUCAUACAGUCUUCAUCUACAGCUGAUUAACCGAGUCAGACCCAUUCAAGAUGGCUGUAACUCAUCAUUUCUCCACAUAAGAUGGUCCGAGUGUAAAACCCAGACAUGAAAGGCUGCAGCUAAUAUAGGUUUGAGUUCAUUCUGACCGUUUUCUUUGUAAAUGUGAGGUUCCCAUUGACUUCUGGCUUAUUUUCUUGGCUCUGGGUCAUUUUUUGUGAACCAAGUUCUGUUUUAAUACUGACAUUUAAACCCAGCAGAUCUAUAAAAUAUUUAACUGAAUUUAAUGUUACAAAGAAUAUUCUUUGUGUUUAAUUUGAAAUAAAGUCAGGAAAUCUCUAGAAGUAUGCGCCGGCUCGAAGCCUGAAGUAAAAAAUGUGAUUAGCAUGAUUCACGUAAGAAAUGACGACUGUGACCUUGUGUUUUCAUGCUGUUUACAAACCCGGUAUCAUGUUUAUGCUACUACACCUGUAUGUGUGGAAAAUGCUAUUUAAAGGUGCGUACAACUUUUUUGUUCCCCUUUUAGCUGAAGCCCGAGAUGGAACGUUACGAGUGGGUGGUGAUCCGCCACCCUGAGUUGGCAUCCUCCAUCAAAACAGAGGUCCAGGAGGGCACGGCGUCCUCCGAGGGACAAAAUGCAGUCGACAGCUUACAGCAGUUGGAGAAAGCUGCUGGAGAUCUGUCACCGUUUCUGGCUGCUCGCCAUUUCAACCUGAACUCCAAGAACACCUCCAUGUUCAUGGCUGGAAACUUUGACUCCAUCA